Messenger RNA from Chelmon rostratus (copperband butterflyfish), 3007 nucleotides. RefSeq names its product solute carrier family 5 member 10 (gene slc5a10). The transcript is spliced from 14 exons. Bases 16 to 1761 code for a protein of 581 amino acids. The record is from RefSeq and is a predicted model, not a curated record. Gene Ontology annotation, biological process: transmembrane transport. Gene Ontology annotation, cellular component: plasma membrane. Lineage: Eukaryota; Metazoa; Chordata; Actinopteri; Chaetodontiformes; Chaetodontidae. Gene Ontology annotation, molecular function: D-glucose:sodium symporter activity.
UUGGCUGGACGGGACAUGGCCUGGUGGCCGAUUGGAGCGUCUCUCUUUGCCAGCUCAGAGGGCUCAGGAUUGUUUAUUGGUCUGGCUGGGACCGGAGCUGCUGGAGGCAUCGCUGUCACCGGCUUUGAAUGGAAUGCCACUUACGUGUUGCUGGCUCUGGCCUGGGUAUUUGUGCCAGUCUACAUCUCCUCAGGGAUCGUGACAAUGCCGGAGUACUUGGGCCGUCGUUUCGGAGGAGAGAGGAUCAGAACCUACCUGGCUGUCCUCUCGCUGCUGUUGUCCGUCUUCACAAAGAUAUCAACUGACCUGUACUCUGGAGCCUUGUUCAUUCAGGUGUGUCUGGGUUGGAACCUCUACCUGUCAACUGUCCUCAUGCUGGUGGUCACUGCUCUCUAUACAAUUGCAGGUGGUCUUGCCGCUGUCAUCUACACAGACACCCUGCAGACAUUUGUCAUGAUAGUUGGAGCUAUCAUCUUAACAAUCACUGCUUUCAACAAGAUUGGCGGCUACGGCAAUCUGGAGCGUGUGUACAGCAUGGCGGUGCCCAGUAAGAUCAUUCCCAACAGUACCUGCCACCUGCCACGUCAGGACGCCAUGCACCUGUUCAGAGACGCUGUCACUGGAGACUUGCCCUGGCCCGGCAUGACUCUGGGGCUCACCAUACUGGCCACCUGGUACUGGUGCUCUGACCAGGUGAUUGUACAACGGUCCCUGUCUGCUAAAAACAUGAGUCAUGUGAAAGGAGCAUCAAUCCUGGCUGCCUAUCUGAAGAUGCUGCCCUUCAUCUUUAUCAUCCUCCCUGGCAUGAUCAGCCGAGCUCUCUACCCAGACUCUGUAGGAUGUGUGGAUCCAGAAGAGUGUGUGCGAGUGUGUGGAGCCGAGGUGGGAUGCUCCAACAUCGCCUUUCCCAAACUGGUCAUUGAACUCAUGCCAAGCGGCUUGCGUGGACUUAUGAUAGCAGUGAUGAUGGCUGCUCUUAUGUCAUCGCUGACCUCCAUCUUUAAUAGCAGCUCCACGCUCUUCACUAUGGACAUCUGGAAGAAACAUCGCCCUCGGGCCUCAGAGAAAGAGCUGCUACUGGUCGGCAGGAUCGUGACUGUGAUCUUGGUGAUGGUGAGUGUGGUGUGGAUCCCCAUCCUGCAAUCGGCCAAUAGUGGCCAGCUGUAUGUCUACAUCCAGUCAGUGACGAGCUACCUCGCUCCACCCGUCACUGCUGUCUUCACUCUGGCUGUCUUCUGGAAGAGGACAAACGAGCAGGGCGCGUUCUGGGGCCUGAUGGUGGGUUUGGUGGUGGGUGUGUGUAGGAUGGUGCUGGAGUUUGCCUUCCCGCCUCCCAGAUGUGGCGUCGUGGACUCCGCCCCUGCGGUGCUGCGCGGUGUCCACUACCUCCAUUUCGCCAUACUGCUCUGUGGGCUCACUGCUGUCGUGGUUACUGUAGUGUCACUGCUCACACCACCGCCCACCCACGAACAGGUGUGUAACUUGACCUGGUGGACUCUGACUGAAGAGCCUCAAAGAGAAAUUCCUUUACAGAAAGUGUCCACUGUCAGCCACCGUAGUUCCCAGGGCUCUGAGCCAACACGGCGGGUGACAUGUGGUCAGGGAACAGGAUUGUGUAUCUCAGCAGCGCGGCGAUCAGAAGCCACUCCAGCUCCCAGAGUUCUCAGUGUUAGAGAGAGUGUGUUCUGGUCCAGGUUCUGCUGUGUGAAUGCGCUCCUGCUGGUCAGCAUCAACAUUUUUCUCUAUGCGUACUUUGCCUGAGUAGAGGAUCAGAUUUAACAUCCUGCCUCACCCUCCUGCUGAACUCCAACAUGAACUUGAAACCCGGCCUGCCUGCUGAACAGCCGCUGAUCGGUGGGAAACAAACUGUGUACUUUUUGUACUGAUUUUACACAAAUCCUUCAAAAUCAAGGGAAUGCACUGUAUCAAGUGAAUCAUGCAAAUGUGGCUUCAGAUGUACAAAAAAAAAAAAAAUCACAUUUCAAGCUAGAAAAUAGCGAGAGCACAUACUUCCACUAAGGCUGCACAAACCUCUAAAUGCAUUAUUUUCCUAAAAGACAAUGCUGAGAAUAGUUUUAAUCUGCAUCUGGAGCCACAUUUGUAUCAGAUUACACAUAAUGAUAGAUAAUCAUGGGAAUUUCUUUUCUUUCAGCUCAGUGUGAGUGAGGAAGUGUAAUUUGGGCUGUGUUCAGCGUUCUCUUUCAAAAUCACUUUGUUAGACGUACAGUGUUUCUACAGAUGUGCUCUCAUGGUAGCAUCUUGAUCUUUUUACUGCUGCUCCACUACAGACUGUUGGUUUGUUCAUAAAACCUAAUUUGUUGGAAUGCAGUUUUAAACUUUUAGAAGGUUAUUGUACAAAUUACAAUGAAGCUUGUGGCUUGUAACAAGCUAACAUGAAUGUGCAGUUAGUGCUCGAUAAAAAACGACAUCUAGAUGAAAGGCUGUCACUCAUCUUGAAUUUAAAGCUUACAUAAUACAUAGUGAGAUUAUAUAGUGAGAAUACAUGUAUGUGCUUUAGGUUGCAUGCGACUUUCAUAAUUCAAUUUUCUUUUGAGUCUAUGGCAUUCUUAAUGGUAAUUACAUAGUUAUAUUUAUGUCUGUCAGGCACGGUUUUUGACUCCUCAAUUAUUGUUCAAGUGCUCUUUCUUGCUAUUUAGCUUGUUUAUGAAUAUGAAUCAGAAUUUAUCAACCUUAUCUGCUCCAAAUGCAUCUAAACUAUAAAGAAAUAAUGAACCAUUUAUUUUUUAUUAUCAGUCCUGCAAAUUGACUUUGACUCCUUUCUCCUUAAGGGGCACCAACUCCAAGGUUGAGAAACUCUAAUUCUGUAAUGUGGAUGUUGCUGUGCAUUUAAUUCAUUUUUUUAAUUAUUAUUAUUGGCGAAGGUAUUGAGAAGUACAGAUUGUUGAAUGUCAAGAACCUCAUGUUCGUCAAAAGACAAAAUGUCUUGACAACCUGUCCAUCAAAUAUUUUUUUCUUCUGAUAUCUCAAAUAAAGUUAAAGAUGUGCA